Molecule: messenger RNA, 1470 nt
Organism: Pogoniulus pusillus (Red-fronted tinkerbird)
Lineage: Eukaryota; Metazoa; Chordata; Aves; Piciformes; Lybiidae
Product: cytochrome P450 2J2-like
Exons: 9
Coding region: 1-1470 (489 amino acids)
Biological process (GO): xenobiotic metabolic process
Cellular component (GO): cytoplasm; intracellular membrane-bounded organelle
Molecular function (GO): oxidoreductase activity, acting on paired donors, with incorporation or reduction of molecular oxygen, reduced flavin or flavoprotein as one donor, and incorporation of one atom of oxygen; heme binding; iron ion binding
Source: RefSeq, a predicted model, not a curated record
AUGUUGUGGAUUGCUGAGGUUUGUGUAGCUCUAGCAGCAUGUCUCCUCAUUUUGCAGCUCUUAAAGCUGCAAUGGAUGCGGACCCAGCUUCCUCCAGGACCAGUUCCUCUCCCCAUCGUUGGAAACCUGUGGCUGCUGGACUUCAAGCUUCACCGAGAAACUCUCACUAAGUUAACCAACAUCUAUGGAAACAUCUUCACGUUGUGGAUGGGACAGACACCUAUGGUUGUACUCAAUGGAUACAAAGCAGUAAAAGAUGGCAUCAUCACCCAUUCAGAGGAAACUUCUGGAAGACCUCUCACCCCAUUCUACAGGGAUAUGAUGGGUGAGAAAGGUAUUUUUCUGACAAGUGGGCACACGUGGAAGCAACAGAGACGCUUUGGCAUGACGGUUAUAAGACGCCUGGCACUUGGUAAGAACAGUUUGGAGCAGCAAAUUCAAACAGAAGCCUGUCACCUCGUGAAUAUCUUUGCAAACACAAAAGGCAAACCUUUCGACCCCCGCACCUUCAUUGUCCGUGCUGUCGCAAACAUAAUCUGCGCUGUAGUUUUUGGUCACCGCUUCUCCAGCGAUGAUGAAGCUUUCAACAAGCUGAUCAAAGCCAUUUAUUUUGUGAUCUACUUUCAAGCUACUAUCUGGGGCAGGAUGUAUGAUGCUUUCCCAUGGCUUAUGCACCAUCUCCCAGGACCUCAUCAGAAAGUGUUCUCAUACAAUGACUUCAUGCACAAUUUAGUCAUGAAGGAGGUCCAGACCCAUGAAAGAAAGGACACAGAUGAUCCACAAGAUCUCAUUGACUUCUAUCUGGCUCGAAUAACAAAAACCAAAGAUGAUCCUGCUUCUACAUUUAAUGAAGACAACAUGGUUCAGACUGUGGUUGAUCUUUUGCUGGGAGGCACAGAAACUACAAGCACCACCCUUCUCUGGGCACUGCUGUAUAUGGUACAAUAUCCAGAAAUACAGGAAAAAGUUCAAAGAGAGAUAGAGGCUGUUCUGGAACCCUCCCACCUCAUCAGCUACGAAGACCGUAAGCGUUUGCCAUACACGAACGCUGUGAUUCACGAGGCUUUGCGGUACAGCAAUAUCACUUCUGUGGGGGUCCCUCGACAAUGUGUGAGGAAUACAACUUUGCUGGGGUUUCACAUUAAAAAGGGCACACUCAUAUUGCCCAACCUGCACUCUGUUGUCUAUGACUCUGAGCACUGGGAGACUCCAUGGAAGUUCAACCCGAAUCAUUUCCUUGAUUUGGAUGGCAACUUUGUGAACAAAGAUGCAUUUUUACCCUUCUCAGCAGGGCACCGUGUAUGUCUGGGGGAACAGAUGGCACGAGUUGAACUGUUCAUCUUCUUCACCAACCUCCUUCGGGCAUUCACCUUCCAGCUCCCUGAGGGAGUGAAGGAAAUCAAUUCCGAGUACAUUUUGGGUGCAAUACUGCAGCCACAUCCAUAUAAGCUCUGUGCUAUUCCACGCUAG